This is a messenger RNA of Myxocyprinus asiaticus (Chinese sucker), 927 nucleotides long. RefSeq names its product chemokine XC receptor 1-like. NCBI's taxonomy places the organism in Eukaryota, Metazoa, Chordata, Actinopteri, Cypriniformes, Catostomidae. The record is from RefSeq and is a predicted model, not a curated record. Bases 1 to 927 code for a protein of 308 amino acids. Gene Ontology annotation, molecular function: G protein-coupled receptor activity. The transcript is spliced from 2 exons. Gene Ontology annotation, cellular component: membrane. Gene Ontology annotation, biological process: phospholipase C-activating G protein-coupled receptor signaling pathway; positive regulation of Rho protein signal transduction.
AUGAAUAACACUAUGGUGAACUUUACCACACCUGAAGAAUCCAUGGACUCCACAACUUUUUCCAUCGGGCAAAUGGACAGUCUGAAAAUGUGUAUCUUCAUCAUCAUUUUCCUGUUUAGUCUUCCUUCAAACUCCUAUAUUGUAUGGCUCAUCGUCACAGGAAGAGAAAGUGGAGUUGCAUCAGGAUUCUUCAAUCUCAAUCUCUCUGUUUGUGAGAUUGGUUGCUGCCUGAGUGCUUUUUUCUAUCUACUGUCAAAUUUGUUUUUAAGUCUCAAGGCAAUAACAAAUUUUUUACAAGGACUAUCCAUCACUGGUCGUCCUCUGUUUCAGUGUCUGAUCUUUGUUGAGCGUUACCUGGCAGUGGUUCAUCCUGUAACCUUUCUACAGUUCAAACCCCUAAGAUAUAAAGUGAUCUGUUCCACUCCAGCCUGGAUCAUUACUCUUGGAUCAUGUUUGGUCUGCUUGUAUUGUGCAGUUUCAUUGAACACUAAAAUGUAUACAUGGUUCUACUUGCUGCAGUUCCUUCUCUACCUCUCCAUUCAGUUGUUUUGCCUUUUGGCUGUUCUCAGAGCUCUAAAGCAGUCACGACCAGGAGAGAGGGAGAGAAAGAGAGAGGAGGAAAACCAGAUGAAGAGAAGAGCGUUUUAUCUCAUUCUAAUAACUACUGUGAACAUCGUUAUCCUAUACAUCCCAUCUACAUUCAUAGGAUUCGCUGUGAAGACAUACAAAGAAGGAAUGAAUAAUUCUAUAGUGAACCUCACCACACCUGAAGCAUUCACAAACUCCACAAGUAGUUCUGUUGGGAUAAUCUCCAGCACUGAGAUUUUUGUGUUCAUCAAUUUCCUGUUUGGUCUUCCUGCAAACUACUAUGUUAUAUGGUUCAUCAUCACAGGAACAGGUCUUCAACCUCAAUCUAUCUGUUUGUGA